GUUAUCUCCCUUUGUUAAUGUUAUUAUUCUGUUGUUAUCACGACAUUUUUUUGUUUGAUUCAAGAAAAGUAUUCAGUAAGCAUAUUCCAUGCCAUUCAAAGAAAAUUAGGUGAUACAGUGUACAGAAACCAAUGAAUUGUUGGACAUCUCAUCACAAAAUCAGAAAAAUCUGAUUCCGUAAUUAUCUCCCUUGAUCAAACUACAGUUUAUUUUAUAUUUGAAAAUCCCUUUCAUCCUAGAGAAAAUAAUCAGGAUAUUGAUGCUGCAUUAGAAAAGAAACGCACGAAAUAAUAUUAUACUGAGUUGGACCAAUCUGUGAAAACACACAAUGGAGAAUUUAAGCAACACACUCACAGAUUCAUAUGAGAACACACUGAUGAUAAACCAAAUUAGUGAAAUGUAUGUUGUUCAAGCAUUGCGUCAGAGCCAGCUUUUGCAGAGACAGACUAUAAUACCCUCGAAUGAUAAACCUAAAAUAGGUGAUAAAUUUAGUUUUAGUUUUAACUUGCAAUUUAUGGGGAAAUCACAUACUGUUGAUAAACCAAAUACAUGUGAUAUGUGCGGUAAAGGAUUUGCCAAUGGAACAGCCCUAGGAAGACACAUAAGAACACACACUGGUGUUAAACCUUAUAAUUGUGAUAUAUGUGGUAAAACAUUUGCUGACUGUUCAAACCUAAACAGCCAUAAAAGAACACACACUGGUGAUAAACCAUAUAAAUGUGAUAUAUGUGGUAAAGAGUUUGCUCAAAGUUCAGCCUUAGGGAUACACAAAAGAACCCACACUGGUGAUAAACCUUUUACAUGUAAUAUCUGUGGUAAAGGGUUUACUCAAAGUCCAAGCUUAUGGAGACAUAUUAGAACACAUACUGGUGAUAAACCUUAUAUAUGUGAUAUAUGUGGUAAAGGAUUUACUCAAAGUAAUGAUAUGCAGAGACACAUGAGAAUACAUACUGGUGACAAACCUUAUAAAUGUGAUGUAUGCGGUAAAGGGUUUGCUCAAAAUUCAACAAUGCAGAGACACUCAAGAACACACACUGAUAAUAAACGUUAUACAGGUGCUAAAAAUUCAACAUCGAAGAGACACACGAGAACACACAAAGAUGAAGAGUGUAGUUCAAACUUACAAAAGAUGAAAUCAGAUACUGUUGAUAAACCUGAAACAUGUAAUAUAUGUGAUUUAGAGUUUGCUGAUAGAUCAGCAUUACAUACACAUACGAGAACACACAUUGAUGAAAAACCUUUUAUAGAUGAAGAGUUUAGUCUUAGUUCAAACUUACAAAAGAUGAAAUCUCAUACUGGUGAUAAGCCUAAUAUUACAUGUGGUAUAUGUGGUAAAAGUUUUGCUCAUAGUUCAACCUUAGUGAUACACAUAAGAAAACACACAGGUGAUAAACCUUAUAAAUGUGAUGUAUGCAGCAAAAGUUUUGCUCAGAGUUCAAACUUAAAAACACACAUGAGAACACACAGUGGUGAUAAACCGUAUGAAUGUGAAAUGUGUGGCAAAGGGUUUGGGGUUUCUUCAAACUUGCACACACACAUGAGAACACAUACUGGUUAUGCAACUUAUAAAUGUGACAUUUGUGGUAAAGGGUUUAAUCAAAGAAUAAACUUUGAUACACAUAUGAGAACACACACUGGGAAUGAACCUGAGAAAUGGGAUUAUAUGUGGUAAACAUGGUAAAGGUGCUAGUGAUAAUUCAACAUUUCAGAAAGACAUGAUAAUACAUACUGGUGAUAAGGCUAAUAAAUGUGAUGAGUGUAUAGUAGAGAGUUAGAUGAUCGUCAAACUGGUAGAAACGCUUGAUAAAACAUAUUUCAGAUAAUCAAACUUAAUAAGUGUGUGUUGUAAAGUAUGUGGUAAAUGGAUUAGUCAAAUGUUCACAUCACAACACAUAUUGGUGAUAAAUUAUAAUGAAACGUAUGUGGUAAAUUGAUUAGUCAAAUGUACACAUCACAACACAUAUUGGUGAUAAAUUAUAAAUGAAACGUAUGUGGUAAAUGGAUUAGUCAAAUGUACACAUCACAACACAUAUUGGUGAUAAAUUAUAAAUGAAACGUAUGUGGUAAAUGGAUUAGUCAAAUGUACACAUCACAACACAUAUUGGUGAUAAAUUAUAAAUGAAACGUAUGUGGUAAACGGAUUAGUCAAAUGUACACAUCAGAACACAUAUUGGUGAUAAAUUAUAAUGAAACGUAUGUGGUAAAUUGAUAAGUCAAAUGUACACAUCACAACACAUAUUGGUGAUAAAUUAUAAUGAAAUGUAUGUGGUAAAUAGAUUAGUCACUGUUGCCCAUCGAAACACAGAACACACAUUGGUGAUAAAUUAUAAAUGAAAUGUCAGUGGUAAAUUUGUGAGACAAUGUUAACAAUUAGAACACACAUUUAUAGUAAUUAACUAUAAAUGAAAUGUUAGUGGUAAAUUUGUAAGACAAUGUUAAAUAUCAAAACACUCUGGAGAUCAAUUAUAACUGAAAUGAAUGUGGUAAAUGGACAAUUGUACGCAUCAGAACACACAAUGGUGUAAUUAUAAAUGAAAUGUAUGUUGUAAACGGAUUAGUUAAUUUUAGAUAUCAGAGCACCCAUAAGUAAUCAUGGUAAUAAAAUAUAUAUAAAU
Molecule: messenger RNA, 2615 nt
Organism: Mytilus trossulus (common blue mussel)
Lineage: Eukaryota; Metazoa; Mollusca; Bivalvia; Mytilida; Mytilidae
Product: zinc finger and SCAN domain-containing protein 2-like
Exons: 2
Coding region: 329-1672 (447 amino acids)
Biological process (GO): regulation of transcription by RNA polymerase II
Cellular component (GO): nucleus
Molecular function (GO): DNA-binding transcription factor activity, RNA polymerase II-specific
Source: RefSeq, a predicted model, not a curated record